UGCCAGAGUUAUAAUUUCUGUGUGCUUCCUCACAUUACAGUGGAGCAGCCUCCAACCAUAAUAAAUCAUACAUCAAGCCCUGUUAUUGCCCUUCCCUUGGAUAACACUCUGACUAUUACAUGUGAAGCUAAUGGGAACCCACCACCAACAUACACAUGGACGAGAAAUGGAAAGGUACUAACCUUGCCAAACGUCCCAACAAUAAAGACUGGCAACACAAAUGGCACCAUUAUGGUUCACAACAAACACUUCCUCGAGUUCCAGGGUAAAUACAGAUGCUUUGCAUCCAACAAGCUUGGAACUGCCAUAUCUGAGGAGAUCGAGAUCAUAGUUCCUGGUACCCCCAAGUUCCCAAAUGAAUUACUUGAUCCUGUUGUUGUGAAGGAAGGAGAACCAAUCGUCCUGCAAUGUAAUCCUCCAAAAGGGAUUCCCCCACGUCAGUUAUACUGGAUGUCUAUUGGUCUCCAGCAAAUUGAGCAGGACCAGAGGGUUUCCAUGGGAACUGAUGGCAACCUGUACUUCUCUCAUGCCUUGCUGAAAGACAGUCGCAAGGAUUACUGUUGCUUUGCUUCGUUUCCCAGGAUAAAAACCAUCGUCCAUAAAACUGCCAUGGCAGUUGUGGUCAAGAGAUUAAAACCUGAUAAUGACUCCACUGACAGCAGCAGUGCCAUGAGCGGGCCCUCGGUGCCCCCUUUGUCCCAGUCAUUGUCCCAGGCUUACAGCGCCUCUAUGCUAACAACACCUUCACCGUCUGGACACCAGAGGGCAGCAGCAGGCUGGGCGCGCUCACUGGGGGGGUCUCAGCUACCUGAGACCCCCCCAGUGAGCGCGCCCAGCCUGCUGCUGCCCUCUGGUGUCCAGACCGUGAAGGUGUUGCUGAAAGGAGAGACCCUGGAGCUUGAGUGUAUACCAGGAGGAUUCCCCACUCCCAGAAUAACAUGGAUGAAAAUGGGAGAAAGUCUGACUGGUCGAAUAGCACUGAGUAACUUCAAUAAGGUGCUGACCAUUAAUGCGGUAGACGAGAAGGAUGAGGGGAAAUACAUGUGCACAGCUGAAAACUCUGCUGGAAGAGCUGUCCACUACUUUGAUGUAGUAGUGAGAGAGCCACCAGCAUGGCUGACGGAGCCUCCGGAGAGCCAACUGUCAACAAUCGGGUCAAAUGUUUCUAUCAAGUGCUCUGUCAGUGGAAAACCACCUCCAGAAAUACUGUGGAUGAAGAAUGGAGAAAAAUUAAAAGAUGACCUUCUGAACAACAGGCGGGUGCUUGAUGACACCAUGGAGAUUCAGAAAGCCAGACCAGAGGACAGCGGAGUCUAUCAGUGUGAAGCCUUUAACGAGCAUGGCCGCAUUCUGGCCAACACGAACAUCAUGGUUAUGAGUGAGUACGAUUACAAGCCAGCUAAAUCACUAAUUACGGCAGGAAAGCAGUGGUUCUUCAAUCCUUUAUCCACAGACACGGCCCCCCGCAUACUAUCAAAGGACCUCCAAGAGUACGGUGUGAUACUGGGACAAGACAUCGUUGUGAACUGCAGUGUUUUCAGCUCUCCACCAGCCCACAUCUCCUGGACUAGAGAGGAAGCAGUCUUAGAAGGGCCGCGAUUUUUGAUUCUUGAGAAUGGACAAUCUUUGAAAAUCAUCAGCGCAGAAAAAGCUGACAGUGGGGAAUACGUCUGCAUGGCCAGCAACUCAGAGGGGAGAUAUAUUGCGGGCAGUGACAGGCUGCAGAUUAUGAAUGUCAACCUUAGCGACCAGGGAAUGUACACAUGCAUAGCUAAAACAAGCUUGGAUGAGGACAAUGCCACAGUGCUACUAACAGUCCUAGAGGUUCCUGAUGCUCCAAAGAGCUUGAAGAUAUCUGAAAAUAAGGAUGAGAGGAACAUUGUGCUGGUUUGGAUACCUGGGAGUGAUCACAACAGCUCUGUUAAAGAAUUUAUAGUGGAGUAUGAGGAGAGUCAGUGGGAGCCUGGCAGGUGGAAGGAGCUACAGAAAGUCAACGGUAACCAGGCAACAGCUGAAUUGGCUCUACACGGACAUCUUAACUAUCAAUUCAGAGUGUAUGCUGUUAAUUCUGUUGGACCUGGACCCCCCAGUGAGCCCACUGAGAGAUACAAAACACCUCCUGCUGCCCCAGACAGAAAUCCAGAAAACAUCAAAAUUCAAGGCCAUCUGCCUCAUCAAAUGGACAUCAGCUGGGAUCCACUGUUGCCUACUGAGAGCAAUGGCCCUGGCCUUGAGUACAAGGUGAGCUACCGCAAACUGGGGGUCGAAGAUGUCUGGACAGACCAGCUGGUCAGCGGCUCAUCCUUUGUCGUGAGGAAUACGUCCACUUUUAUCCCAUAUGAGAUCAAGGUUCAGAGCAGGAACAGCCACGGCUGGGGUCCAGAACCUAAAGUUAUCACAGGUUACUCUGGAGAGGAUGUUCCAUCAGCAGCACCACGGGACGUAGCAGUGGAGGUGAUCAACACCACUGUUUUGAGAGUGAGUUGGACCCCAGUUCCACCUGCCACACUAAGAGGUCACCUAGGAGGCUAUAAUGUUCACUGGGUUAGGAAAAAAAGUCUUCUGAAACCAGACAAGAUUUUAUCUGAGCACCAGUCUAUGUCUUUUUCUGGAAAGAGGAGCCAUGCCAUUGUGCCAGGACUUGAACCUUUCUCAGAGUACAAACUCACCGUCAAUGUUUUUAACAAGAAAGGCAAUGGACCCAAAAGCGAUUCGGUCACCUUCAAUACCCCUGAAGGAGGGUUGGUGCCCAUCCUAACUGCCUCCAACUCUCAGAUAGACUCCAUUUUAUUGGUAUGGGGCCCACCGCUGGAGGCAAACGGCAUCCUCACUGUAAACGAGACUUCACUGGAGGUGAUUGAUUCCCGAGAGAUGAACGUUACAGGGGCUGACAUCACUCAGUGGCAAAUUUGGGGCCUGAAAGAGGACAGUCUCUAUCGCUUCCACAUCAGUGCUUGUACCAGAGCUGGGUGUGGUCCUCCACUGGCUCAGGAGAGCAGAACCGUUGCUGAAGCAGGUGAUGGUAAAUGGCACUUCUCAGAGGCUGUAAACACUUCUCAAAGUUUCCACGUAAUUGAUGGGCUCAAACCUGGGACGGUGUACACUGUACGCCUCAUGGCCAAGAAGCUACUUGAUAAUGCUAGCAUUUUUGAAGAUGUUAUCCAGACACAAGUCAAAGGCAUGGCGAGUAAGGCAAGCGACCGUUCCACCCAGCGCUGGUUCGUCGGGACCAUGUGUGCCGUGGCACUGCUCACCCUCGUGGCACUCAUUGUCUGCUUUGUGCGGAAAAACACAGGUGGCAAGUAUGCAGGUACGCUGCCACCACAGCAACAAGCCAUGUUCUCCAUGGAAAAAGUGAAAGAGAAAGAAGAUCUCCAUCCUGACUCAGAGACACGAGGAAUGAAUGAUGACACCUACUAUGAAUACAGUGACAGUGACGAAAAGCCACUGAAGGGCAGUAGCUUGUGUUCCAGAGAUGACACAUCCGAGGACAAUGUCAGCAGAGACAGCCUGGGUGACUAUGCGGAAGGACCAAGAGAAUUCGACGAGGAUGGUUCCUUUAUCGGGGAAUAUUCUGAAUACAAGCACGGGGGCUCUGUUAGAGAACCCAGCGGACCAAACAAUGUCACUGCAUAG
Molecule: messenger RNA, 3636 nt
Organism: Menidia menidia (Atlantic silverside)
Lineage: Eukaryota; Metazoa; Chordata; Actinopteri; Atheriniformes; Atherinopsidae
Source: the annotation of a GenBank genome assembly